CAUGGCAGGGGGUGUGACUGAGAAAUGACUCCCGCCUCAUUUCCUCCGCUGCCGCCAUUUUGUGUCGGAGACAUCUAGAGGAGGAAGAGACGAGAGAAAAGCAACAUUCGGAGACCUGAUAAGACUGACCGAAACUACGAAUUUGCCUGUAGCGAUUUAAAGUCGCACAAGCCAUAUUAAUUGUUGCCGGUGUCAAUAGGAACUCUUUCUCUGAGCACCGCGGAAUUGCGAGUACCAGGACAGGAGCCGCCCGGGCUGCGCAGCUCACUCACCGCAUAAGGUGGGAGGCAGAAGCGGAGAGGACACGGUCACCAUGACCAACGAAGAACCUCUCCCAAAAAAGGUUCGUCUCAACGAGUCAGACUUUAAGGUCUUACCCAGAGAAGAGCUAUUGCAAAGGUGGAAGCAGUUUGAAGCAUAUGUGCAAGCUCUGGAAAAUAAAUACACAGAUCUUAACUCUAAUGAUGUCACUGGACUGAGGGAGUCAGAGGAGAAGCUAAAGCAGCAACAGCAAGAUUCUGCCCGAAGAGAAAAUAUAUUGGUGAUGAGACUGGCCACGAAGGAACAGGAGAUGCAGGAAUGCACGACUCAGAUACAGCAUCUCAAGCAAGUACAGCAGCCAAGCGUUGCCCAGCUGAGAGCAACUAUGGUCGACCCAGCCAUCAACUUGUUUUUCAUCAAAAUGAAAGCGGAACUGGAACAGACAAAAGACAAACUGGAACAAGCCCAAAAUGAACUGAGUGCCUGGAAAUUUACGCCUGAUAGCCAAACAGGCAAAAAGCUAAUGGCAAAGUGUCGAAUGCUUAUCCAAGAGAACCAAGAGCUGGGGAGGCAGCUGUCCCAAGGACGCAUUGCCCAACUCGAGGCUGAGUUGGCUUUGCAGAAGAAAUAUAGCGAGGAACUUAAAAGCAGCCAAGAUGAACUGAAUGACUUCAUUAUUCAGCUUGAUGAGGAGGUGGAAGGAAUGCAGAGCACAAUCUUAGUUCUGCAGCAACAGCUGAAAGACUCCCGUCAGCAGUUAUCCCAGUUCCAGCAACAGAUCCAAACAUCUGGUAACAGGACUCCUUCGUCGGAAUCCAAGGAUGAGGGCGAGGCUUCUGGAAAGGAUUGUGGCCGUAUACUAAAUGGACCAAGCAAUGGUGGCUCUUCCCAUCAGAGAACACACAGCUCAGUUGGUCUUUAUAGGGAGGGCAGUAGCACAGAAGAGGAUUUUUCAGCCUCCCCUAUCAAUGAGGGAAAGCUCCCAAACCACUCAGAAGAGAGAACUAGUAGAGGUGGGAGCAGCUAUAUGAAUCAGCUUAGUACUGGGUAUGAAAGUGUAGAUUCCCCAACUGGCAGUGAGAACUCUCUAACUCACCAGUCCAAUGACACAGACUCUAAUCAUGACUCCCAGGAGGAGAAGCCAGUGAGUGGAAAAGGCAAUAGAACUGUAAGCUCCCGUCACCUUCAAAACGGUUUGGACUCCAGUGUAAAUGUACAGGGUUCUGUUUUGUGAAAACAAAAAAAAGUAACAUUUUGAACUUGUUUUUUUUUUAUACGUCAUUUAAUUUCAGAGAACAUUUUUUUUGCCCAGAAAUCCAACAUUUUUUUUGUCGCAUAUUUGCCUUCCUUAGGAUUUCUUCCGGCAUUGUUGCUUGAUGUAAUACCUCUGCCAAUUUGGACAUUUUAACAGUUAAUUAUGUUGUUGCUAAAAUUGCCAUUUGUGUUCACCAGUUACGUUUCUAGAGGUCAAGGAACAAUGUUAAACUCCAAACAUUAACAAUGACUGUACAAAUGUUAUAACCUAAAACCUUUGCUGUGUAAGGGCACAAAUCCCCCAUUCCAUUAUUAUACUUAGACCUAAAUAACAAUUUGGUAUUGUGAGGGUUUGACUGCCAAAGUUUACCCAGUAAUGUAGUUUUUAUCAACAAAUUUGGACACCUAGAUAUAUCCUGUGGUAGUUUGUGUUAAUCAUUGUUUUCUUUUUCCUCUUCAAAUGACAUUUGUACAUAUCUUAUUUUUCUUCUAUAGAUGGCUGAAUGUUUGAGACUUGUGCAUAGUUACUCAGUUUGAAGAACUGUUGUACCUUGUUUAUGCAUAUGCCUCUGUGACUCCAAUAAUACCUUGCCUGUACUGACCAAACCAAAAUAAAGAUUUUUAAUAAUGUCGUCACACAAA
Xenopus tropicalis (tropical clawed frog) is the source of this 2157-nucleotide messenger RNA. RefSeq names its product WT1 associated protein (gene wtap). Lineage: Eukaryota; Metazoa; Chordata; Amphibia; Anura; Pipidae. The record is from RefSeq and is a predicted model, not a curated record. Gene Ontology annotation, cellular component: nucleoplasm; nuclear speck; nucleus. The transcript has 8 exons. Gene Ontology annotation, biological process: regulation of alternative mRNA splicing, via spliceosome; mRNA modification. The coding region runs from base 314 to 1495 and encodes 393 amino acids.